This is a messenger RNA of Zea mays, 1516 nucleotides long. Its product is annotated as fructose-1,6-bisphosphatase. Gene Ontology annotation, molecular function: fructose 1,6-bisphosphate 1-phosphatase activity. The record is from RefSeq and is marked validated. Gene Ontology annotation, biological process: sucrose biosynthetic process; fructose metabolic process; fructose 1,6-bisphosphate metabolic process. Gene Ontology annotation, cellular component: cytoplasm; cytosol. The transcript is spliced from 3 exons. Bases 37 to 1233 code for a protein of 398 amino acids. Lineage: Eukaryota; Viridiplantae; Streptophyta; Magnoliopsida; Poales; Poaceae.
GCCAUCCAUUCCAACCUGGGGCUGAACCGCCGAACUAUGCCGUUGUCGUCUUUCUCCUUCCUCCGCCACCACCUGCCGCUCCCUCUUCAGCUCCCGCCAACUUCAAAUCGUCAGCCACCACACCCCCGCCUCUUCCACCUCCUCCUCCCUCCGUUCACACCGCGCCGCACCUUCGUCUGCCAGCCGCUCACCGCGGCCACGGACGAUAUGGCUGCUGCGGCCGCGGCGGCGUCGCCCCCCACACUGCUCGAGCACAUGGGCCAGGCGGGCACGGCCGCUGACCUCACUGUCCUUGUGGCCCAUAUCCAGAGCGCGUGCAAGCGCAUCGCGGCUCUCGUGGCGUCCCCCGGCAACGCCGAGCUGUCGCGGGCCAAGGCGAGGGGUGGGGCUAUGGCGGCAGGGCGUGACGCGCCUAAGCCGCUCGACGAAUUGUCGAAUGAUAUCAUCUUGUCAGCGCUCCAAAGUUCUGGAAAGGUUGCAGCGCUAGCAUCUGAAGAAAACGAUCUGCCCAUUUGGAUAUCUGAUGGCGGUCCAUAUGUUGUUGUUACUGAUCCGCUUGAUGGUUCUCGCAACAUUGAGGUCUCCAUACCUACCGGAACAAUAUUUGGGAUCUACAAUAGGCUGGUGGAGGUCGACCAUCUCCCUUUGGAGGAGAGAGCUCAGCUCAACUCACUGCAAAGUGGAACUCGCCUUGUUGCUGCUGGAUAUGUCCUGUACUCAUCUGCCACCAUCUUGUGUAUCAGCUUUGGUGCAGGUACCCAUGCCUUCACAUUGGAUUGGUCGACUGGAGAAUUCAUCCUUACACAUCCUUCCAUCCAAAUACCACCUAGAGGGCAGAUAUAUUCAGUGAACGACGCUAGGUAUUUUGACUGGCCCGAGGGCUUAAGGAAGUACAUUGACACAAUCAGACAAGGCAAAGGACAGCAUCCGAAGAAGUACUCAGCUCGCUACGUGUGCUCACUGGUGGCUGAUUUCCACCGGACGCUCAUAUAUGGCGGGGUCGCUAUGAACCCAAGGGACCAUCUGCGGCUGGUUUAUGAGGCGAACCCUCUCAGUUUCCUUGCUGAACAGGCUGGGGGUAGAGGGUCAGAUGGCAAGAACAGAAUCCUCACCAUUCAGCCUGUGAAGUUGCACCAGAGGCUGCCUUUGUUCUUAGGAAGCAUGGAUGACAUGCUUGAGUUGGAAAGCUACGGAGAUGUGCAGCAGAAGGUCAAUCCUGGAUAUGAAGUUUAACGAUAUGUAAAAAAAGGUUCAGAUUUUUUCAAGCGCCCAAGCAGAAAAUAAGGUAACACUCGUGUGGCAACCCUGUAUCUGCCGAUACUAUACCUUGUCUUUUCCUCUCGGUUUUUAGCCCACCGCAACUUGAUUGGGACUAAAUCCAGUUGUUGUUAUUGUUGUUCACUCUUUUCUGCCAAAAAUUGCUGUACUUCUCAGUGAAUGUAAGUUUUAUGAUUGGCAGCUUCCUCAACCCUGCACGCUUAUAUGUGAAUAAUAGAAAGCUUCUAAAGUCUAAGGC